This is a messenger RNA of Parathielavia appendiculata, 1168 nucleotides long. RefSeq lists its product as uncharacterized. Lineage: Eukaryota; Fungi; Ascomycota; Sordariomycetes; Sordariales; Chaetomiaceae. The record is from RefSeq and is a predicted model, not a curated record. The coding region runs from base 227 to 889 and encodes 220 amino acids. The transcript has 5 exons.
CCUCUCUUCUCCUUCUUUUCUUCUUCUUUUCUAUUCUCAUAUUGCUCUCUUUUCUCUUUCUCUUUUGUCUUUACUUUUCCUAAUUUAUUAACUAUCUAUCUCUUCACUCUUUCUUUUCCUUGAUAUCUUCUCUCUCCUUUAUUCGUUUGGUUCCUUUUCUUCUUUUCUUUUUGUUGUGUUGUUGGUCUGAGGGUCAAGUUCUGCUCACGGUUAGCGAAGUUUGAAGAUGUGCCCCUGGGCAAUGGGACACGUACUUGGCGUUGUCACCCUUGGGUGGUGGCUUCACUGGGUUGAGACAAGGGGUGCCUUCACUCGUCACGGAAAGCCUUUCGACGUACAUUUAAGACAGGGAGGCAUCACCUUUGUCUUCCUGAAUAGUGCUUUCGACAACCCUCCACCCAGCAUAGAUACACCAUCGAAGUCGACCUCCGGUGCAUCCUCUAGAGAUCCGGAACGAUGCUCUUCGUUAUUUAGACACACUGGUAGCGUUGGUCUAGCCAAGACAGUCGCCGAAGGGCGCCUGAAGGUGCUAGAGGACGCGAUCACCAGGAUGUCCACCUGGCUGUGCUCGAGCUUUGCGCAUACCUCGGCCACGCGGAGCUACGUCAGAACAGCUCCACGACAAGAUCAACAAUCUGCGACACGGGCGGCCCGGCCAGCAGUAAGGUCAUGCUUUGCGUGUGCGGUGUUGUCUUUCGCCUUUCAGACCAGACCAGACCGUCCACCCGGCCGACCCCCCUACCGGCCACGGUCCGCAAAGUUGCUAUGCAAGGGGCAACCUUGCGCUCUGCGUGAGGUAGUUCUGAUAACAAUGAGUACAAGACAAGCCUACGUACUACAGUGGGGGCCGGGAGAGUUGUUCGGGCUGCACAAGCCCGACUCUACGUGACCCGGCGUGCGCGUCCAGGCGCUGCGGGUCAAGAGAACUUGGCGGCGGUAUCGUCCUUCGGCCGUGGUAUUGGUGUCUGGACUUGUCCAUCUUCUUUUUGGAGAUUGUCGGCCGCGUACCUAGGCUCCCGAACAGGAACACGCUGCGCCAACCUCGGCAUGUCCCAUUAUCCGCCAGCUUUGAACGCCAUUCCCUAGUCCAAGUUUCGCCAACACUCACCCGCCGUGGCACCGAGGCGACGACCGAGUUUCACUUAGGACGCUGGCAGUCUCCUGUGCG